AUGAGCACAAUGAAAAUGAAAGCCAAGGUAAGUAUAAAGUUUAACUUGAUUGUUAGUGUGACUCAAUGUAGAAAUGCUAUGAAAUAUGCUUUGAAUGAGAUAGAGGGUAGUUUGAUAGAACAUUAUGUGGACUUGGCUUGUGAUGCUUAUGAUAAUGACAUAUCAAAAAUUUUCAACCAUGUUAUUGACCUUGCUAAGAAGAGACCACUCCUCACCAUGUUGGAAGAUAUUCAAAUUUAUGCAAUAGAGAAGAUGUAUAAAAUGUUGCCAGAUGGAUAUAGUUUGGAUCUAGUUCAAGUGGAUGAUCAUGCUCAACCUAUUAAUGAUGUUCUUGCUCAACCGGUUGCAACUGGGAAGAGGAUACAGAAAUACUCAAAAAAGAAUUACCAAGAUAGGGUUGAGGAAGAAGGGUUUGAAGAAAGAAGCACUGAUCACCACCCAAUGGUGUUGGAAUGUAACGCAGCUUUCAUCGAAAAAUUGCAGAUCAUCUUCGGCCGGAACAAAGAGAAUUUCGAUCUUGACGGAAAGUUUUAA
Messenger RNA from Lactuca saligna, 534 nucleotides. NCBI's taxonomy places the organism in Eukaryota, Viridiplantae, Streptophyta, Magnoliopsida, Asterales, Asteraceae. The record is from the annotation of a GenBank genome assembly.